GCUGCAUCGCUCCUCCUCGUGUAAGGACUGGCCACGAAUUAUCAGCGAUUACCUCUCGCCGGGAGUCUUCUCCUCAACAACGGACGAGAGUGUUUCUCCCCCGUCGAGUAGUCGCGGAAAAGUCGACGACCGAAAUAUGGCAGCGCCACAAGCGUCAUCGCGUCUCGAGAUGCUGCAGGCCCGCUUCCAGCAGAAGCAGCUGCAGGAGAAGGAGCAGAAGCUGCUGCAGCUGUACGACCAGCAGCAGCAACGGGCCUAUCAGGUGGUGCAGCGCGGUAGCGCCGGUUCCAACGGCUCCAAUCAUGGCUCCACGAUUCGAACCACCACGACAACCCACUCGACCUCGACCUCGCAAGGUGGUAAGGUGAGGCAAAUGUUCGACGAGAGGCGGCAGACCACCGUGAAAGGGAUCGACAGGAGCUACCCGCUCGAGCCGCUGGAGAACAAGCUGCGAAAGCAAACUACGAGCACGAACGGCCUAGCGGCGCAGCGAAACGGCAAUCUGACGACGGUGAAUAGACAGUCCGUCAACGUGAAACGCGUGGCACGCGCGGACGUCAACAGCAACGUGAACGGCGGCAAACCCGUCGUCUCUUACCGCGAGGAAGUCACUCGCGAGUCAUUCGGCCCGUCCGUACACCGUCACGAUGACGAGGACGAAUUCGGCAGUGAGAACCGCGUCGCCACGUUCGCCAACGGACAUCAUCGUCACGAUCUUGAUAAUGAGGAUGAAGCGUUAGACCAGGAGACGAUGGAAAGAAAUCGCAUGAUGGCGAAGCUCCACCUGAUGGGAUUCGACGAGAGCUUGAAGCAUCGCGUGAGGAAUGACCUGGAUAGCGAGGAGUUCCCGGAGUACCUCAUGGUCGACGUACCCGACAAACUCCCGAAGAGAAACGUCACGAAGAAAUUGACACAGGCGGAGGCGCGACUCGAGCGAUUCAAGAACGCGAACGCGAAGAGGAGCAACAACAACGCGCUGAAACAGCCGAGUACGACCGGCGCCGCGUUUAAGAGGCGAACCGAACAGAUGUUGCCGGCUAGAUCGAAUUCCAGAGGGAGCGAGGCCGCCGACGGGGCUUCUUCGGGCAGCGCGAGAAGCGGAAGUAGCCGAGCAGCUCGGGAGCGCGGGAACCCGGACGUCGAGACGUACCGCCGGAGCGACAAUCCGCGAAGCUCCCCGGAGAAGAUCGGCACGGCAACUUGGAGAAGUUACCCGCCCGAUAAUUACUUCAAAUCGUUGACGUCCGACGGGAAAAUAAUCGCGAGGCGCGGCGCGAGUCCGCGGUUCCUCAGCGGAGAAUUCGGCAGAUCCGUUGACACCGGAUCGCCGUCGGCGGAUCGGCAGACGCGUGCAAGCCGGAGCACGAGUCCGGAAUUUCUCUGCGGAGAGGCUGAUCAAAGAGCCAGAGGAUCCACGAUGUCGUCGCGCAUUCGGGAAAUGUUGACGCAGCGAAACAGGCGAUUCGAGGGGAUCGCGACGAGCGUCGAUCGGGAAGGUAUCGACGCUAGAUCAGCGUCGGCCGAUCGACAAACACGCGAGACGCGCAGAAGCCGAAGCACGAGUCCGGAGUUCUUCUGCAGAGAAGACGAAAGAUCGGCUACGACCAUGAUGAUCGAUCGAAGAGGAUCUACGUCCUCGCGCGAUCGAGAAAUUUUCACGCAGCGAAGCAGCAGGCGAUCCGAGGAGACCUCGACGAGCAUCGACCGGAAGUACGCCGAGAUCACGCGCGACAAGCGCUCCCCGAGUCCGCAAUUUUUCCGCAGAGACUCCGAAAGAUCGGACGCGACUGUGAGCAUCAGCAAAAAUGUGGAUCUCAGGUCGACGGAUCGAGAAACGCGUGAGACACGUGCAAGCCGCAGCACGAGUCCGGAGUUCUUCCGCAGGGAAGACGAAAGAUCGGCCACGACCUUGAUGAUCGAUCGAAGAGAAUCGACGUCUUCGCGUGAUCGAGAAGUGUUAUCGCGGCAAAGCAGGCGAUCCGAGGAAACCUCGACCAGCAUCGACCGGAAGUACGCCGAGAUCGCGCGCUCCUCGAGUCCGCAAUUUUCUCGCAGAGACUCCGAAAGAUCGGACGCGACUGUGAGCAUCAGUCGCAAAAAUGUGGAUCUCAGAUCGGUGUCGGCGGAUCGAGAAACACGUGAGACACGUGCGAGCCGAAGAAGCACGAGUCCGGAAUUCUCCCGCAGGGAAGGUGAGAAAUCGGCGACGACCAUGACGGCCGAUCAAAGAGCCAGAGGGCAUACGAUGUCGUCGCAUAUUCGCGAAUUAUUAACGAAGCGAAACAGGCGAACCGGAGGAACCACGAGGAGCGUCGAUCGGAAGUACGCUGACACUACGCGCGACAAGCGCUCCUUGAGUCCGCCAUUUUUCCUCAGACAGUCCGGAAAGUCCAGCGCGCCUGUGAGCAUCGAUCGCAAAGGUAUCCACUUCAGAUCAGCGUCGGCCGAUCGGCAGACGCGCGGGACACGUACAGGUCGAAGUACGGGUCCGGAAUUCUUCCGCAAGGAAGGUGAAGGCUCGGCCACUACCGUCAUGUCGGAUCGAAGAAGAUCGACGUUCUCGCGUGAUCGGGAAGUAUCAACGCGGCGAAGCGGACGAUUUGAAGGAACCUCGAGGAGCACCGAUCGAAAAUAUGCCGAAACUACGCGCGAGAAGCGCUCCUCGAGUUCACCAUUCUCUCUCAAAGGUUCCGGGAGAUUCGGCGCGAGCGUGAACGUCAGCCGGAGAAGUAUCGACGCUAGAUCAGCGUCGGCCGAUCGAGAAACACGCGAGACAAGCCGAAGCACGGCUCCGGAGUUUUUCUGCAGAGAAGGCGAAAGGUCGGCCACGACCAUGAUGAUCGAUGGUAGAGAAUCAACAUCCUCGCGUGAUCGGGAAGUAUCAGCGCGGCGAAGCGGACGAUCCGAAGGAGUCACGACGAGCAUCGAUCGGAAGUAUUCCGAAAUUACGCGCGACAAGCGCUCCUCGAGUCCGCAAUUUCUCAGCAAAGAAUCGGAAAAAUCGACGACGCUGAUCGAACCAAAGUCCGCCGUAACGACGGACUCCGCGAAGAGCAUCUUAAAGCGGCGCAAGUACACUUUGGAUACUUCCUACAAACAAACCGUGCGGCCUUCGACGCAUUCGGGUAACAAAGGAGCUCGUUCUGCGCGAGUCAGGCAGCCUCCGAGUCCUCCGAUGAGCAAGAAUGUGGCGAAAAAGAAUUUGAAGAGAGGCGAGGCUUCCAGCGUGACCGUCAGAUCAGGCAGUCGUAAGUCAUCGAAGAUCUCGGACACCCUCGCCAGCUCGGCCAGCUCGAUCGUGAGCCUGAAGUACGGUCUGGAGUUCGACAAUAUCCUCCAAUCGGCGGGGUUGGUCCGCAAGUUCAUGAAGUCGCAGAACGGCGGGCAGCGCGAAGCUCAUCGUCGCUCGUCUUCGAAGCGCGACUUCAAGACGACCGGUGCACGGGCAGUGAAAGACGUUCAAGCGAGGAAUCGAUACGGAGUCUCCCGGCUCUCGCAGAAAUCGAGGUCGCCGUCCACCGACAGCAGGGAGCGAACCACGCCGGAGUACUCGCGUAAGAGCGUCACCCCGACGGAAAGCGACAUGGAAAUCCAGGAGAUCACCAUGACCGAUCAUCGCAUGGAGCGCUGCAAGCCGCGAAAAUCGCCGAGCCCGGAGCAGCCGGCGAGUCGGCUCGAUUCCCCGAACGUCGCCCUGAGGAAGAGAACUCCUCCGCGGAAAGACUACGGCCGGCGGCACGGCGCGAAGCCCAACACUCCGCCGCGAUAUUCGCCCUUGGGGAAAGUUACCCGCCACGGCGCCGGUACCACGAGGACUUCGUUCUCCCGAAGAGUCGUGGAUCAGAAAGCCGAUCGGAAUCUCGCGUCCAAGUACGGCACGUACACCAUCAAGGGUCGCGAACGCAAGGCUGCAUCGGUCGAGGCGAGGCGAGGAUCGCCGAGCUUGAGCGAGAAUAAGGCGAGGAGCAAAGCCGAGGGGUCGAGAGACACCGCGAGAACAGCCCCGAAGGCGAUGUUGACGCAACGGGGAGACGAUUCCGGCUCACCGUCGCUCCAGGAGUCGGCGUCACGGCGACUCGACUCUGCUGGAUCUCCCGAGCGUUUGACCCGAGCGUCUCCGGAAAUUUCCUUGCGGCUGAUGGACGUGCAAACGAGGGCUGCCUUGGCUGUCACCGAGGAACUAAAGGCUUUGACGAGAUCGACGGUGGACUCCAGCCGCAAAGUAGCGAGUGAUGUGACUUUGAGGUCGACUCUGCGAACUUCGACCGGCGAGGGCACAAGGGCCGGAAGGGUCGCGCGCAAAGGCGACUCCAGAGUGAUCCCGAGCAAGGAGAUUCGUUCUUCCAGGAGAAUAACGAAAACCUACCGAAGCUCGGUCGGAAGUAAGCCGAGCUCAACGCAGAGGCGAUCGCCGAUCUGCAAGCGGCAGCUGUUCGAGUCCACCUCAGAGAAGAAGGUCCACGGGGUGCAGACGAAUUGGCGUUUCACGGAAACGCGGAAUAAGGAGAAUUAUUCGAGCGCGAACGUUCGAUCCCGCGGAGACGGAGCGACGUCGGACGUAAAGUCCCUUGAGGAUCUCAGCGUUGCGAGGAGAUCAGAGGAACCGGAGGAGUUGCCGACGAUCUCCGUGAAAAAACUGCGAUCCAUCGAGGAUAUCCGGAAGUCGAUCGGUCAUCAUGAACGACCUCGCACACUGACCCCUGCGAAAAGGUCGAGGUCAGCGAUUGCAAACUGGCGUCCGUCGACGUUGCGAGAGGCCGGCGACGCGAGAAGAUCGAGCUCCGCGAGCGGCUCAGUGAGAUGCGUUUCUCUCAAGAAGGAGCCCGCGAGAUUAACUAAAAUUCAAUCCUGUGUAUCCAGGAUCGCGAAGAGCCCGAGUCCCGACGCGAGGAAGCAGCACGAAACGAACGCGCGAGCGACGCGGGGAAGCACUCCUUCGUCGCCCUCCAAGAGCCCCGAUAUACAAGUCGCUCCUAGGCGCGGACCCACGGAACCAAAGAGCCGAGACGCGCGAAGGCCGGUUGUCGCGAAAGCUGCGGAAUCGAUCGGAAGUAAAACGACAACCGAAACGGCGGACGACGCGAUCGACGAGGUCGACAAUGCCGUUCAGCAGGACGGUUCGCCGCGCGAAUCCUCGGCGAAGAAGUCCGACGCCUUUGUGAUCGACUUGGACGACCGAUCGAAAGAAAGCGACACGACGCCCCCGAAAAAAGCGACGUCGAUGAGGAGGUCCUCGAACGACAAAUACCAAGCAACCUCGAGCGCAUCGGGCCGACCGACCUCGUCUGUCUCGUCGAACGUCAGCAGCGCUGGCACGACGCAAAGUCCAGCUUCCGGCACGAAAAGGAGAAUGUCCACGAGAACCAGAAUGUCUGUUUCCAGGUCUGGAUCGCGGGCAAGGGAACUGGCCUCGGCGAAAAGCACCGGAAGUAACCCCGCGGAUGGUCGGAUAGCCUGCAACAUAUGCCAACGCAACUUCGCGCCGGAACGACUGGCCGAGCACCAGAAUGCCUGCGCGAGAAUGGCGAGCAGGAAGAAGAGGAAGCCGUACGACGCGAUGAAGGCCCGCCUCACUGGGACCGAGCUCGAGCCCUUCUUGAAAAAAAGCGUGGUGCCGGCCGCGAAGAAGCCGGAGGUCAAGUCGAACUGGCGGCGCAAGCACGAGGAAUUCAUCCAGACGAUUCGCUCCGCCAAAAUGGUGCAGUCGCACUUGGCGGCAGGCGGCAACCUGAAGGAUUUGCCGCCACCCCCGCCCAGCGACACCAGCGACUACAUCCAAUGUCCGCACUGUUCCAGGAGGUUCAACCAGGCGGCAGCGGAACGGCACAUUCCUAAGUGCGCGAAUAUGCGACAUAACAAACCGGCGCACGCACGAGCGGCGAAAACGCGGCGCUAGCGAAGAAUCACCGAGCGCGACCACGGCCCCGGUGUUUUCCUCGCGAAUCGGAAUUUCUUCUCCAUAAAGGUAGUCGCUCGCUGACAAAUUACGCGUAGUCGGCGCAGAUGGACGCGCCUUACAUCCGAAUAAUUGGAAAUCCUCGGGCCGAUAGAUGUUUCUCUCUCGACCUCGAGCGUAAGUCGAGAAAACGGCGAGCUCGAAGAGCUCGUCUUCGAAGCGUCCUUUGAAUUCAUAUUCUUCAGAAAUAAAGAUCAGAAGAAGAAGAGCUCAUUAUGAUCUCUCUCUUUCUGCGUAAUUUCGUGAUGAAUAAUUUCCGUUCCGUUCAAUCUCCGUGAAAACGUAAGAUACAAUUUGCAAAUUGAAACCUUAAAAUACGAAUCGCUGCGAUUAUUAAUAGGAACUUCGCCGGAGCUGAAGAGCUGUAAUAAAACGAGCGAGUGCACAUCGCAUUAAUGAUCACGGUAAUUAUGUAUAUUAACACCUGGCGGCGGCGUGCGCAGUCGCAAGUGCGAGAUAAUUUAGCAGCCGCAUCGAUAGGCAAUUUCAACGUUUGAAAUCAGGUAGAGACACGCCGAUAACGAAUGUCGCUUUCUACUCGUAUGGAAGACUACCGUCGUUCAACCGGGGGCUUUGACUAACUGUGGAUCAGAUUUUCUAUCGUCGCGUUGAUUUUUCUAUGCAUUAUAAUCGAGCGCAAUUUUUAUAACCGCAAUAAUCAUGUACGACACGAGCGCUGAUGAUGUACGUGAAAUAAAUGUGUUAUACAGCACGAAUGGCAAUAAAAGAACAAAAAAAAGA
This is a messenger RNA of Dinoponera quadriceps, 6697 nucleotides long. Its product is annotated as serine-rich adhesin for platelets-like. Bases 137 to 5896 code for a protein of 1919 amino acids. The transcript is spliced from 11 exons. NCBI's taxonomy places the organism in Eukaryota, Metazoa, Arthropoda, Insecta, Hymenoptera, Formicidae. The record is from RefSeq and is a predicted model, not a curated record.